Messenger RNA from Chara braunii, 2230 nucleotides. The record is from the annotation of a GenBank genome assembly. NCBI's taxonomy places the organism in Eukaryota, Viridiplantae, Streptophyta, Charophyceae, Charales, Characeae.
GCGAGGGUACCAAGGGGUUGGGCGGCGUGCAGACCAUCGCUCGCAAGCGACAGAGAGGCUGCGAGAAAAAGAGGGGACAGACCCAGGCAGAGCGAGAGGGAGGUGUCUGGUGUUUUUGGAGCACGAUCGUCGACUGAAUUGUUGAUCGAUUGAGAGGCCGGUUCUGCACGAUCUGAGAAGUGUUUCCAGUCACUGUCGACGUGGUCAAUCGAGAGAUAGAGAGCUUGUCUUCACAUGUGAUCGACCGCCAUUUAGACAGCGCGAGGAAACAGGUCACAUAGGGGAGGGAGAGAGAGAGACUGGCGCUCCAAGUGACGCGGGGGAACUUGGUGGAAAGCGAGACAGCGAGCAAGCGCCUGUGCCCGCGCGCUACACACACACAUACACACACCACACACACAACACACACACACACACACACACACACACACGCACACAGACACACACACACACAGAGAGAGAGAGAGAGAGAGAGAGAGAGAGAGAGAGAGAGAGAGAGAGAGAGAGAGAGAGAGAGAGAGAGAGAGAGAGAGAGAGAGUCCCUGAAGGGGAAAGCAGAGUGGAGAAUUGCAACUACAGUUCUUAACUUGGCAUAAGCAGGACGGUGGCGCGCCGGGGCAGAGGAGCGUGUGCAGACAGGCGGACGCAGUGUUGACUACGCAGCCGCGGCAGGUCAUGUACGGACGGUAUGGCGGCAGCGACACGUACGGGGGGGCCAGCGCCCACUCGUACGGAGGGGGGGGGUCCUCUCGAGGAGGGGUUGUAGCGGGCGGAGAGGGGGGGGGGAGGGGACUGAGCUACGACAGAGACAGCAGAUACGGGGAGCGGGGGGAGCGGGAUCGAGGGGAGCGUGAACGUGGGGAGCGCGAGCGCGGGGAAAGGGAGCACGAGCGGGAUCGAAGCGGACGGCGGCAAACGCGAUCACGGUCGCGAGAGCGGUCGCCGCGACGGUCAGAGCGAUACGGUCGGGAGCGAGAGUACGACCAUUCCAGUCGGGAGAGGGGAAGACCGGCGGCGCCGGCAGCGGUGGAAAGGGAACAUGGGCAUGAUAGGUUUAGGGAGCGGGAUCGCGAGCGGGAGAGAGAGCGGGAGCAGCGGGAAAGGGAGAGGGAAAGGGAAAGAGAGAGGGAGAGAGAAAAGGAGAGGGAGAGGGAGCGGGAACGGGAACGCGAGCGAGAGCGGGAAAGGGAGAGGGAGCGGAGCGCUAGGGAAAGGGAUCGCUACCGAGCUGCUACUGUCACGGCGGGAGGUGGGGGAAGUUCGGUGGCGGCGCCGGGCAUGAGCGCGGGGAUGGCAAGUGCUGGGGGUGCACUGGGAGGAAGGGCAGCGUAUACCGAUUACGAUCGGAGUCGAGACCCGCCCAGGGAUCGGGACCGGUAUAAUACCACCAAGAGUCGCGAGGUCGACGACCGGUACUCGUCGUUUCGAGUCGCGCCUGGGUACUCUGGGACAGCUGCGGGAGGGAUGGCCACUGCAGCGGCGACCGCCUUUGCGAUGGGAAACGGCUUCGGCGUAGCGACGCCGACGUCUGCGCGAGGAGGCUACGGUGGAGCGUUCAUCGCCAUGCCUGCUGCGCCAUUUGCACCACCAAGCGACACGUGUUUCGUAUGUGGAGGCGUUGGGCACUGGGCACGUGAUUGCCCGAGCAAACGAUCGGGGGCCAUGCCGACCUUGACUGGCGCAGGGGACAUGGGUGUGUCACCUGGUGCCGAUGCGAGUACUAGGUGUUUCGAAUGCGGAAAACGAGGGCACGUCGCUCGGGAGUGUCCUCUCAAGGUCCCGACCGGCAGCAAGGAGCACAGGUGUUACUCGUGCGGUUCCGUGGGGCAUAUCUCGAGAGAUUGCCCGAACCGAUCUUUCGGGUCUCGAAGUGGAAACAGCUCUCAUGGAGGGGAUGCAGCCACGGGGCGCAACGGCAUCCAGUCGGGAGAGGCCUGCUACAACUGCGGAAGGAGGGGGCAUUUCGCCCGAGAAUGCCCCAACAUAGGAGUGGGGAUGGCUCCUGGCCUUCUGGACCGUUGGAUGGGCCCUCCUAUUGGCCCUCAGGUAGUUGCACUUCCUGCUGCCAGUGGAGCUGCGCAUGCUGUGUCCGAUAGGUGCUAUGAAUGCGGACAGGGCGGCCACUUCGCUCGCGAGGACGCAGAAAGCUAGGGGUAGUAUUCAGCUUGUCUUCAGCUUUGGUAUGAACGAAUGCCGCCUUUCGUUGUAGGAGUAAAGUGCCGCGGUUGCG